Anisakis simplex (herring worm) is the source of this 1206-nucleotide messenger RNA. The record is from the annotation of a GenBank genome assembly. Lineage: Eukaryota; Metazoa; Nematoda; Chromadorea; Rhabditida; Anisakidae.
AAGAGUGAUGUUGGAAUCGUUAAAGGGAUGAACGAUGUAGUAGCGUCGUGUUUAAAUUGUCAAGCCGAGCUGACAAUCGAUUCAAGCUUGUAUGAGUUGGAUGAUGAGGAUGGUGACAAUGGCCGUGCAACUAAUACACCUCUUCACUUACAGACUGGUCGUGUAGUAUGUGAAGGUGAAGGAACUCUACCGGGUCAGUCUGGGAACCUUUUCGAUAUUAUUUGCAAUUCAACGUCGGCUUUAUGGGGGCCAAUUUGUGAGGAUUGCACUGAACAGUUACUUUCGGGUAUGGAUCAGCAAUUGAAAGGACUGGAAGAGGAAUGUGGCAGUUACAGGAGGUUAUUGGAGAAAUUAACUAAAGAUCGCAUGGACCGUGUUUUCGAUGCAAACGCUUCGAACGUGAAACUCGUCGAGAUGAAGGCUGAAGAAGCGUCGUUGUUGGCUGAACUGAAAAAAUUGGAAGUGGAAGAGAAUUGUCUAAAUGAAAAAUUGGUGAAGAAACGUAACGAACUGGUAAAUGCUGAAAAAGAAAAUGAAGAAAAACUAUGGAAGAAACUUCGUGAUAAUCAUAGGCGUUUGUUGGAUUUGGAAAGUCAAGAGCAAGACGCCAAAGCGCAGUUGCUUUAUGUGAAGACGCAAUUAGGUAAAUUGUCGGGUAUAAAUGUACUGAAUGCUGCAUUUCAUAUAUGGACACAACGUAGUUUUGGAACCAUUAAUGGUUUCCGAUUGGGAAUUUUACCUGGUCAACGAGUGGAAUGGAACGAAAUAAAUGCAGCUUGGGGACAAACGGCAUUGCUUAUGACGGUGCUCAUAAAGAGUGAAAAGGAUUUCACACUACGUGAUUAUGAGAUAUUUCCAAUGGGCAAUCAUUCUUUCAUACGUGUUUUAGCAACUGGCCUAGACUUACCGCUGUACGGCAGUGGUGGUUUUACACCAUUCGGUAACAAGAACCUUGAUGAAGCUAUGUGCGCUUUCGUGCGUUGUUUUCGUCAGUGGCAAGAUUACAUUGAGGUUCAUAUUUUACUGAGUAAGAGUGAAUUUCGUCUACCGCAUUUGAUGAACAUGGACUCGAUUGAAGCAAACAAAAUAAAAUAUUCGGUGAAGAUGCAAUUCAAUUCGGAGGAACGGUGGACUAAAGCAAUGAAAUGCAUGUUAAUCAAUUUGAAGUGGGCCAUUUCAUGGUCAAUCAAGAAGCAACUCGUUUAA